AAUCCAUAUGCAAUACACCAACCAUGUAGGUAUGUAAAGUGAUCAAAGAUGCGGAGGCCUUCUUGUAAGGAAGUAAAUAAAUAAGGCGUCUUGCUUUCCUCUGAAGAUUUCUCCUGUAUCACUCACACACAGUGUUUUCAUCAUAUCAGGUUUAUUAUACUCUGGUUUCUGAUUUCUUUUACCUAAAGCAAGAUGUUCUGGUUGAAACCUUCUAAUAUCGCAGCUGCCCUAACGGCUUCUGCACUUCUCGCCAAUGCUGCUCAGUACAAUGUCACAGUCGGUAAAGGGAGUCAACUGAAGUUCGACCCUGAGACGCUUGACGGGGUGAACCCUGGUGAUGAACUCCUUUUUACAUUUUUCUCAAAGAACCACGCCGUUGCGCAAUCUACUUUUGAUACCCCUUGCCAACUAAAAGAUAAUGGCAUCUUCUCCGGGUUCACACCGAACGAUUCCCCGGACGUAGCAGCUCCGACAACGUUCACCAUUACAGUUAACGAUACGAAGCCCUUGUGGUUCUACUGCCCCCAAUCCAACGGCAACCAUUGCCAAAACGGCAUGGUGCUCUCUGUCAACGCUCCCAGCUCCGGUAACACAUUCGACGCAUAUAAGGCCAAGGCCCAAACAGCUGCCACGCCCAGCACGCCGCCAGUAGGAACUCUACCCGCAGGGGGUCUACGAAAACUCCAUAUCGAUGUCGGCUUCGACGGGAAGCUCAUGUUCAACCCUAACAAUGUGACUGAGCUCGUGGGAACUAUCCUCGAGUUUAGCUAUAACCCAGCCAACCACUCCAUCGUCCAAUCCUCCUUCGACCAACCCUGCCAACCCCUCGCCUCCGGCUUCGCCGCCCCCUUCGCACCCACGCAGCAGACCCCCUCCGGCGUGACCUUCGAAGUCGCCGUCGCCGACGACAAGCCGAUCUGGUUCUACUGCGCGCAGACGGCAAAGACGCACUGCCAAGCCGGCAUGGUCGGCUCCAUCAACGCGCCCGCCGACGGCAACAAGACCUUCGCCGCCUUCGCCGCCCUCGCCGCCACCGCCCCGCCCAGCACCAUCCCCCCCACCACCCCGCUCUUCGGCACCCUCAAGGUCAACGGCACCAUCAUCACCCAGGCCGUCGGCACCGUCCUCAACACCACCGCCCUCGACCCCGCGCUGCUCGGCAGCAUCCCGCCCCCCGGAGCCAGCUACCCGCCCAACAUCGGCGGCAUGGCGGGCGGCGACCAGCCCGGCGACUACGGGUGGGCGGCCACGAUCACGGACGAGGGCGUCGCGAUCCUGCAGGCGCUGCAGUACAUCAGCAACGCGCUCGUCGCGGUCCUGCUCGAGGGGUACGUCCGGCUGAGCGACGGCGACUGGAAGGGCGCGUACCCGCAGACCGUGACGCGCUCCCUCGGCUCGCUCGCCGCGCAGGCGCUGAUACACCGGAAGACGUACUCGGACGCGCUGGCGCACUACGGGAAGGCGACCGUCGCCGCCUGCGCGUACAAUUUCAAUGGCAACGGCAACGACACCGCCGCGACUACUUCGAGCGUCGACGGCUGGCUCCAGGACGUCCUGACCAUCCUCACGCUCUCGAUGGGCGCCAAGAUCGACGCCGUCGCGCUCGCGGCCGGGAACGCGUCCGCCGCUUCUUCUCCGGACACCUGGAUGAUCCCCGCGCUGGCCUCCGAGCUCGGCGCCGAGGCGCGCAUGGCCGCCGUCAUCAACAUGAUGCAGAGCCACUUCGCCGCCGCCGCCGCGCGCGACGCCAUGGUGCCCUACCAGCUGGCGCAGUCGUACAUCGCGAGCAAGUACGUUGUCCCGGGGAGCUGCGGCAGCACCAGCACCAGCACCAGCACCAGCACGGCACUGCCCGCGCUGGUGCUCAAGGGCAAGCGAGCCGAGGCGGGACGGCUCGUCAGCGUGCAAGUCGAGGUCCCGUCCGCGAGCACCGGAGACCACUGGGUCGCGUGGAUAGGGCCCUGGGGCAGCAUCGCGUACACGCCUGUGUCUGCGGACGAUGGGACGGCGGCGGUGCCGGCUGGGCUGUCGGGACACGCGUGGAUGGUGCUGACGACGGCGAAGGAUCUCAAGGCGCGGGAGAUUGAGGGGGCGGCUGUGGCGGGGCCGGAGAUGGUGUGGACGACGCAGCAGUGGUAGUUAUUCGCGAUCAUAGGAUAGGGAUGGAUGGUAGAUAGGGGGGUCAUGGGAUUAUUUCUGUCUACGUCUUACUUUUCUUUUCUUGGGUUUUCUUUUUUUUUUUUUUGUAAAAAGGGGGAGAGGGGAUAGAGGUUCUAGAAUCGGAGUCAUACCUGGCAUAGCAUAGCAUUUACUGGCGUCUUUGAGCAGGUAGCUUUUCAAGGAUAUAGGAGAAGAUUUAUGAUAGGCAUGACUAUUUAGGUAUAAGUAAAUGGAGAAGCUAUCUAUAUAAAGAUC
Messenger RNA from Hypoxylon fragiforme, 2415 nucleotides. RefSeq lists its product as uncharacterized. Lineage: Eukaryota; Fungi; Ascomycota; Sordariomycetes; Xylariales; Hypoxylaceae. The record is from RefSeq and is a predicted model, not a curated record. The transcript has 5 exons. The coding region runs from base 193 to 2139 and encodes 648 amino acids.